UGUUUCGCGACUCUUCCUCUCUAUUUCUGCUUAGUUCAACAGAUUCCGCGCUGCACACGCAACAACUCUUUCAUCGGUUACAACCACAUUUAUAGGACUUUAGUUAUCAUCUACAGGACCAAUACUGUUAGAUUUGUCUGUUGGGACAUGGCCGAAUUGACCGAAAUGCAGUCCUUUUACAAGGGGAAAAACAUUUUCGUAACCGGAGGAACCGGUUUGAUGGGAAAAGUGCUCAUUGAGAAGCUGCUCUAUAGCUGCAGCGAUUUAAAUAAAAUUUACAUUCUCAUACGGCCGAAGCGAGGUCGAACUCCCGAAAUACGUGUCGAGGAAAUGUUUAAAUUGCCGAUGUUUCAAAGGAUCAGGAAAGAGAAGCCUCACGUCCUUAAGAAAGUUGUGCCCUUGAACGGAGAUGUCGGUGCGGAGAAUUUAGGGUUGACCAAAGAGGAGGAGGAAUUAUUGGCGAGCCAAGUCGACCUGGUAUUCCAUUUCGCAGCGACCCUCAGAUUGGAAUCGAAAUUGAAGGAUGCUAUCGAAUUGAACACGAUUGGAACAAGCAGGGUGUUGGACUUGGGGAAAAAAAUGAAGAAGCUACAGGCGCUCGUGCAUCUGAGCACAGCUUUUUGUUACGCGGAUAAACAAGAACUGGAUGAGAAAGUGUACGAUCCGUCGAGUGAUCCCGAGGAUAUUACGAGGCUGGUGGAAUGGCUAGACGAAAGUAGCAUCGAUCUUAUCACACCCAAGUUGUUGGACCUUCACCCCAAUACUUACACUUACUCGAAGAGAUUGGCUGAGAAACUGGUGGCAGACGAGUAUCCGAGUUUGCCUUGCACCAUCGCUAGGCCGUCGAUCGUAACACCAGCUUUGGCAGAACCGUUACCAGGAUGGGUGGACAAUCUAAACGGGCCAGUGGGUCUGAUGGUGGGCGCUGGCAAAGGUGUGAUAAGGUCGAUGCUAUGCAACGGCAGCUAUCACGCCGAAGUGGUACCCGUCGAUUUUGCUAUCAACGCUUUAAUAGCAAUUGCGCAUAGGACAGCGACCGGGGAAAAGGCGCAAACUAUACCGGUAUACAACAUUACGCAAAGCAGAGUGUUGCCCAUCACGUGGGGAGAAAUAUUGGGAAAAGGGAAGGCGAUUGCUUACGAGUAUCCGUUCCAAGGACAAGUUUGGUAUCCAGCCGGUGACAUACAUACUAGCAAGUUUGUACACAAUCUGCUCGUCUUCUUCUUUCACAUCGUACCGGCUUACCUCAUCGAUUUUCUCAUGCUGAUAUUUGUGCAGAAAAGAUUCAUGGUUCGUAUUCAGAAACGCAUUUCAGUCGGGCUGGAACUUUUGCAGUACUUCACCAUGAGGGAGUGGGUCUUCCACAACACAAAUUUAUUAAUAAUGUGGAGCGAAAUGAACCCGAGGGAUAAAGAAAUUUUCCCGAUCGAUUUUCUCACCAUCGACGAGACGGAGUACAUAAAGGUCUGCGUUCUAGGUGCGCGCCAGUAUUGCAUGAAGGAGGAUUUGUCAACUUUGCCGAGAGCUCGCAGGUACCAAGCAGUGAUGUACGUUAUUCACAUACUCGCCGUCUACCUGUUUUACUUUGGAAUGUUACACAUGAUCUACAAGAACUUGGAAUUAGCAAGAAUAGGUCUGGAUUUCGUAACGGAGCACAUGAAAUCGUUGCCAAUUGUUGGCGGGAUCGUCGAGAAGAUUCAUACUUGAUUCACAAGUUUCGAAAUUACACAAGACGUCGUACAAAUUUUCCCUAUACUUUGGGAUAAUAUUUUUAAGCGGAAUUGUAUAAAUAACUUGUAUUCUCGCGGUACCAGGAAACGGGAGAUUUUCAACUUGGUAAAUCGGGGAGACGGUAGGAAGAAGAUUUGACAAAAGC
Habropoda laboriosa is the source of this 1876-nucleotide messenger RNA. RefSeq names its product putative fatty acyl-CoA reductase CG5065. The record is from RefSeq and is a predicted model, not a curated record. Gene Ontology annotation, biological process: long-chain fatty-acyl-CoA metabolic process. NCBI's taxonomy places the organism in Eukaryota, Metazoa, Arthropoda, Insecta, Hymenoptera, Apidae. Gene Ontology annotation, cellular component: peroxisome. The transcript is spliced from 9 exons. Gene Ontology annotation, molecular function: alcohol-forming very long-chain fatty acyl-CoA reductase (NADP+) activity. Bases 148 to 1707 code for a protein of 519 amino acids.